Molecule: messenger RNA, 30782 nt
Organism: Podarcis lilfordi (Lilford's wall lizard)
Lineage: Eukaryota; Metazoa; Chordata; Lepidosauria; Squamata; Lacertidae
Source: the annotation of a GenBank genome assembly
AGAAGGAAGGCCGGCGGGACGGAGGGAGGCCUGGGCCAUGGCGCCGCCUCUGCAGCCCCCGGGCAGCUGCGGACCCUGGGAGAUGCGCGAGCGCCUCGGCACCGGCGGCUUCGGCAACGUCCUCCGCUGGCAGAACCAGGUGAGGGGAAGAGGCGCGCACGCAUUCACACGCACACGUGUACCCCGCGCGCGGCUCUCGGGCCUGCGACACGGAGAAGGGGCGCCUCGGAGGCCUCCGGGAUUCGCUUCUGGAGUCCGGCGGCCGCGUCCAGGUCCGCCUUUAGAAAGAGCCCCUCGGGAGGCGGCGGCUUCGCUGCCCGGGAAAGGAGAAGACUUUGCUCUGCCGCUUCGCCUCCGCUUGGCUUCCGUGGCAGCCUCCCCCCCCCCCCCCCCGGGCAGGAGGCCACCUCGGCAAACUCCAGAGGUAUAUUAAAAAGAGGCAACUUGGCCCGAUGUGUCAUCCACAAUUAUGUCCUGGGUGCGAUGAAAUGGGCAGGUGGCACUUGAAGGCGCCAUUUGCCUCUCGUUGCGCUUUUAGGGCGGCGCUGCUGUGCCAAGACAUCCAGGAUCCCCUUUCACCUAAAACAGCAGUGUGGAUCCUGAGUGUGUGGACUCUCGGAGUUUUAGGAGAUCUUUCACAUGGCAACAUUUCUACCUGCAAGGUAUUUCCACAUAGGAUUUUUAAUAAAAAAAACCCCGGCUGCAGAUAGAUGGUACAUAAAACAUAGGAAGCAGCCCUGCAGCAAGUUGGAGUAUUGGUCUGCCUGGCUCUGUGGGCGCUUGAGUGGCAGCCGCUCUUCAGGGCUGGAGACCAGAGCCUCCUUCCCAGCUCUGUCUGGAGAUGCCGGGGAUCAAGCCAGGGACAUUCUGCAUGCAAGGCAGCUGCUGCACCUCUGAGCUAAAGCCAAUCGCCACACGUAAUAAUGGGUGUCACUUCUAUGCGUGGGGUUACCAAAGGACGUACAGGGAGCAUACCACCCUCAUUUACAGAUUCACACACCUCUGUGCGCAUUCCACAAAUAACUAUGCCAAACAAUGUCCAGUGCUGUUGGCUCCUUCCUAACUGCUCUGAGUCCGUGUUCUGUUCAUUAUCUCUGCAAUAACUGCUCCAGCACUGGCUUCUGAAACAGGGCAAGUUAGUAAAUUGACCAACAGUUGGCAGAUUUAUUACCGAGUAGAUUGGCUUCAGUAACUUGUAUGUGUGCAUACACAACAAAAGGGCCAUUUGUAAAAUAAUCCUGAUAGAGUCUGCACUUGGUUUUCUCCUCAGAGAGCCAGUGUGGUGUAGUGGUUGAGAGCAGUGGACUCGUAAUCUGGGGGACCGGGUUCGAUUCCCCGCUCCUCCACAUGCAGCUGCUGGGUGACCUUGGGCCAGUCCCACUUCUCUGAAGUCUCUCAGCCCCACUCACCUCACAGAGUGUUUGUUGUGGGGGAGGAAGGGAAAGGAGAAUGUUAGCCGCUUUGAGACUUCUUAGGGCAGUGAUAAAGUGGGAUAUCAAAUCCAAACUCUUCUUCUUCUUCUCAGAUUCAUAUAACAAUGGCAUAGGAAUUUUGUAGCAUCUGCAGCAGUACUAACACUGUCAGGGUUUUGAGAGUUUGAAGGUCAGAGCACUUGGUUCACAUGAAUAAACUCCCCCUUUUUUAACAGGAGAGUGGGGAAGAAAUUGCUAUCAAACAGUGUCGUCAGGAGCUCAGCCCACGCAACAGAGAAAGAUGGUGCUUAGAAAUACAAAUCAUGAAACGGUGAGCGGUAUUGGAAAAUGUGUGGCUUGUGUAAAUAUCAUGGGCAGUGAAUUUUGCCUUCUAGUAAAAGCAUUUAACACCAGGAUUUUAAUCCUGUUUAUUUACAGAGUUAUCUUUUAGUUUGCCCCAUCUUGAGAAGGAAGGUGUGGCAGCAUUAACCCAUUAAGCCAGGCUUUGGUUUUCCAAGUGAGGAUGGGGAACGUCUGGUCCACAGGCCAAAUUAGGCCCUGCACAGGUCCCAAUCUGGUCCACAAGGCCAUUUCCCCCAAAGUGUGCCCACCUGCCCAAGCCAUAUGUGGCAUUAAGGGAAGCACAGGUAGAGACACACUGCAAAGGACAGCCAGGAGCCUUAAAGUGGCAAGUGACGUUUGCUGCCAGUACCAGUCAGCUGACUGACAGUGACAGCAGACCCCAGCGGACUGGCUGCACUAGGGAGUUGCAGAUUGGAUCUCUGCUCAACACGAUGCUUCCUCCAAAGAGUUUAAUAUGCAGAAUCUUCUUUCAUGUUUUUGACUUCUUGAUGAGAAUGGUAAGGACAUUGAUUUUAAAAAGCUAAAAAAAACCCACCUCCUGCAACAUGAAGCUCCAGGAGAAUGUUUUAGAGCACACUGUCAGUUCACCUGGGGGGAUUGUGGGGCCCAGCAGGAGGACCUGUUCUGAAGAAUAUGCUCCAGGAUCUUUCUACACUCAAACGUUUCAUGGUGGACAUUCAGGAAUUGCAUAGCAAGACAGGCCAAUGUAGAAAGUGUUUCUCAGAAAGUUAGAAAGCCACUGCUUAAAGGUAAAGUGAGAGAUCCACCUGAGAUCUUACUGUGUUUUCUUUUCCUCAGGCUAAACCACCCCAAUGUGGUGGCUGCCCGGGAUGUCCCAGAAGGGAUGCAAAACCUUGCCCUGAAUGACUUGCCAUUGCUGGCUAUGGAGUACUGCCAGGGAGGAGAUCUCAGGAGGGUGAGUGAGGGGCGGAAAGGGGGGGGGAGAGACUGAGAAAAUGGACUGGGUUUAAUCAAACGGCUGCUCUGUAUUCCCAGUCAUAGUGAGGGCUUUGCCUGAGUUUGUGGCACAGAGGAGGAGCUUCAUUCUUCUCAAAUAAUGUGCCACCCAUUAGUGGUUUCUUCUGAAGUUAUCAUUUAAGAGAUAUUUAUUAUUAAGCUUACAUACAAGGUACGAGUAUCUGCAGGCAACAAGUGAUAGGCAAUUCCAAAGCCCUUGAGAGCAGGGAUAGAGUGUUGGUGCUGUUUUAUGCUUGAAUGCCCACUGAGGCCUAGAUAGUGGAGAGGCAGGUGGUCAAGACUUCCUCCACUGUAGGGAGGAAGCAGGAGGCCCUGAACAUUCCUGGGAAUCACAAGGGGGAGGGGAGCUGCUGCUGCGCUCAGGUCCGGCUUGCAGGCUUCUAGAGGCAUUUGGUUGGCGGCCGCAGGAGAACAGAAGGCAGACCCAAAUGGGCCGUCUGCCUGAUCCAGCAGGACACUUUUUGUGAAUUCUGCUUGAAUACCUUCCUGCUGCAGUUGCCGUCUUGCUCCCAGAGAAGGUUGCUAGAAAUAUGUGGUUGGUUUCUGCCGGAGGGUAGAGAAACUGGGGAAAACAGGAUGACAGAAGGACUGCUCUUAUGUUCUUAUGGGGAAAGAGGCAAAUAUGUUAUUUGUUGCAUUAAAAAUUUGUAUUAUUCUACUUACAUUACUUAAGAAUGCAGGUGAAGGAUAGCAUGAGUGAAAGUUCCACUAUAUCAUUUUUUCUGUGGAAAGCUACUUUGAAAAGUGUGUUCUUUUCCCUGAUGUGGAGAUAUUGUGCCUUCAGGAUAGCUCAGUUGGCUAGAGCGUGGUGCUGAUAAUCCCACCCCCUUGUUGCUAUAUGCUGAUGACGCGGCCAUCAUCUCACGUUCCAGACCGGGUUUGAAUUAUCUGAUGAGGAAAUUAUCUGAUUACUGUUCUGGAAAUGGUUUAUCCAUUAAUUAUGAAAAAUCUAAACUUUUAGUCUUCGAAAGAAGAUUUUCCCGGUCUAAAUGGGUGCUGGAUGGUCAUAACCUUGAACAGAUAAAAUACUUCAGUUAUCUAGGGCUCACAUUCCAUCAUACAGGAUCUUGGAAGCACCAUUGGCAAACCUCCCUUCAAAAGGCGGAGAUUACAAAGCUAGCCAUACUCAGAUUCUUCUUCACAAAGGGCGGCAAAUAUGUUCCAGCAGCCUUAAGGGUUUUCAACGCAAAGCCCGUUUCCCAACUCCUGUAUUCAGCAAAUGUCUGGCAUAAUGGGGACCUGCCAAAGCUAGAUGGCUUUCAGGCAAAAUUUCUACAAUCUCUCCUGCAGGUACCCAACUGCAUCCCCAACUCCGUACUUCUGUUAGAAGCUGGUGAAUGCCCAAUUUCAACUAAAGCGUGGUGGGCUGCCCUAAAACAUUGGCUCAGGAUUUCAAUGUUUAACCUAGGGGGUUUGUACCAACACCUGACCAAUGAGGAAUUUGUCAGCAAAUGGCAGAAAACCAUGGCUAAAAAAGCCACCUCUAUUGGUCUGUCUCCCCCCCAACUGUAUUACUUGGGUUAUGAAGGUGUCCAAAAGAUUUUAAAGCAAAGAUUAUGGGAUAAUGCACACAGUGACAUGCGAUCUCGAUCACACGCAGUCUGUAGUCAGCUGGCAGUAGGAGUACAAUAUGAGUAUGUCUUUAAGUCAACAUCUUACAUUAAAAAUCUGACAGUACCAAACUACCAAAGGCUUUUCACCAAAGCCAGACUAAAUGUCUUUCCCUCUGCAGUGUUGGAUGGUAGGUUGAGAGGAGUUCCCUACCAGGACAGACUUGGCUCGUGUGCUCAAGACAUCAAUUCCAUAAAACAUAUUUUGCUGCAUUGUGCAAAAUAUGAGCAGGCCAGGGCUGAACUGAUACUACCCUUGCUGGUACCUUUCCCGGGAAAAUCAGAGGCUCACUAUGUCAGGUUCCUACUGUAAGACCGGACAUAUGCUAGAACGUUAGCAGCAGCAAAGUUUUUAUGGGUGGUUGCAAGAACAAAUGAGCCCUAUAUUCUAAACAAAAUGCUUGUUUAACCUGGAUGUAGGCUGUAUGAAUUGUGUAUUGAUUUGUAAUGAUUUGUUGGGUCUCUGGACCGUAAUAAUAAUAAUAAUAAUAAUAAUAAUAAUAAUAAUAAUAAUUUUUUAUUUAUACCCCGCCCUCCCCAGCCAAGGUCAGGCUCAGAGCGGCUUACAAGCAAUAAUAAAAACAAGAAGAAUGAUUACAACUUAAAAACAAAAAUAAAACACAACAUUAAAAUAAUGGAACAUUAAAAUAUUAAAAUGUAGCCUCAUUGCAGGAGGAGAAGGAAAAGAAAAAAAGAAAGAGAGGGAGGGAGGGAAUCAAAUUGGCUCCAAGCCAAAGGCCAGGCGGAACAACUCUGUCUUACAGGCCCUGCGGAAAGAAAUCAGAUCCUGCAGGGCCCUGGUCUCAUGAGGCAGAGCGUUCCACCAGGCUGGAGCCAGUGUUGAAAAGGCCCUGGCUCUGGUUGAAGCCAAUCUAACUUCCUUAGGGCCUGGGACCACUAGGGUGUUGCUAUUUAUGGACCUUGAGGCUCUCCGUGGGGCAUACCAGGAGAGGUGGUCCCGUAGGUACGAGGGUCCUAGGCCGUGAAGGGCUUUAAAGGUCAAAAGCAGCACCUUAAAUCUGACCCUGUACUCCACCGGGAGCCAGUGCAGCUUGAAAAGCACUGGGUAAAUAUGCUCCCAUGGCAAAGACCCCGUGAGAAGCCUCGCUGCAGCAUUCUGUACCUGCUGGUGUUUCUGGGACAGCUUCAAGGGCAGCCCCGCGUAGAGCAAAUUACAGUAGUCAAGCCUGGAGGUGACCGUCUCAUGGAUCACUGUGGCCAGGUCGGGGCGGGAAAGGUAAGGGACCAACUGCUUGAUGCGGCGAAGGUGGAAAAAUGUCGCCUUAAAGAUUGAUUGAUUGAUAAUCCCAAGGCCUCAGGUACAAUCCCCAUCAGGGUGGAUAAAAAUCAAUAACUUUUUAGACUUCCGGGUUAGCGCCAUCGCCGAAUGGCGGACUCCCUCCGAGCUCCGGAGGGAGUCUGCUCGGCAGGGGCUGGGUCCUACCGCGCCGGCGACGCGGGGACCCUUAAAAACCACGGGCACGGAGUCCGUGGACAUGGGUGACUCGGCUUGCACCAUUAGCGCCCUCCCGACUCGUGAAGGAGCCUUUUUAAAGGCUUCGGAUCGGGUGCCGGGAGUGGCGUGGUGCUUUGAGUCCACUGCUUUCCUGCCGAGCGCAGCCGCAUGCCAUUCGGCGGAGAGCGCUGACUUCUUCUAUUGAAAAUUUGGACUAUUAACAACAACCCGUGAGUAAUUGGGAAACCGGGUUCAAAAUUUUGGAUUUGGCACGAGCGGGGCGAUUUAAAAGGAAGUCAAUCCCCCUAUUGUAAACAUUCCAAAACAAGGACUGGGUAACCAAGGUCCAAAGGGAAGUAUGUCUUUGAUAAAAAUCAUUAAUUUCACGAUGGGAAAUUAUAAGAAAUGUGCUGGAGGAGAAGAGUGGAGGGUGAGAAGAAAAAUGCAACCCCCCCCCUGGGAACCGGGGCGAUUCGUGGAGCUUGGUGAAGAGAGACGGAGACUUUGACAGCUGUCAAAGUGGCUGUCAAAGCUGGAGAAUAUAAAGAGGACUUUACGAGGACCUUGCUGGUUAAUUUUGUUACAAUUUGCUAUAAUAUGGAUAUAAACUGUUGGAAAAUAAGCAACAAUUUGACUUUUGGAUUAGAGGAUACAAAGUUAUUACAAUCCCCUAGAGGGGUUUCGGGAUACUACAAGAACGGUCGUAAGUGGAAAAAUACCCUGGGAUUCGCACAGGAUUUGUUAUCUUCUGGGAAAGCUGCAAAACUGAAAGAAUAUUUUGUCUACAGAGGAAGACAAUGGAAUUUUUAUUGAAGAAAGAAAGGGACUGGACGUAAGUUUUUGUUCCUGAAUAACAAACCUCUGCAGAGACACUAGAUUUCUGAAUUAGAAAGUUUUAGCAGCUGAACAGGACAAGAAACCUGAGAAAGUGAGGAAUAAGAAGAACAAAGGACUGAUUACGACACGGAAAGAACAACGGGAGGAGUGGUAAAGAUCAAGGAAAUUAAAGGCCUUUGUUAGAUUGGACAUUUGAAGUCAAAUAUUAUUUAAAUUAAUAAACUAAAAGAAAACCGGCAAGAUUGAAAUGAGACUUCCAAGCUGAUAACGUAUAGACUGAUGGACAUGGGGAAUUCAAACCGGGGAAGGGGGGGGGGGAGAUUUGAAAUCCAAAGGCUGUGUAACUAUUUUUGAAUUUUUCUAUAUCUCUUAUUUUCUAUUUCUUUACAUAACUUACGCAUGUUAUUUUACUUUGAUCGGACGUGUUUAAAAAAAGGGAAUUUGUGGAAGGAACUGGGGUGGAUCUUGGGGAAAAUCUUUUCUCUUUUUCUGUUAAUGAUGUGGGACGGUGGUAAGAUUUGUACAAUUCAAUCUGGAUAGUGGGUUAAACAAAUUAAGCUUUAAAUUGGGAGUGAGAGCUUGUAGAAACAAAUUAAGGAAAGGGGAAUACAAUUAGGUGGGGGGGAAGGGGGAGAACAAGAAAGUAGGCAAAGAAAGUAAGGUUUUAAAUAUCUUUUUCUUUUGUCUUUUUCUUUGUAUUUUUAUAUUUUUGGAAACUUUAAUAAAUAUGAUUUAAAAAAAAAAAAAAAUCAAUAACUUUUUAAAGAAAAUUUUUAAAAAUUGAUUUUUUUAUUUAAAUCAGAUUUUCUUGAUUUAAAUCAGAUUUUUUAAAAUAAAAUGCUUUUGGAGGAAAUUUUUCUCUAAAGAGAGUUUCUAUUUAAAUUACAUUGUAGUCCAAAGGCUAUUCAUCAAGAAAUAAGGAUUUGUUUUAAGUUUUUCGUGUGUGCGAAAACUCAGUCUAAGUUGGGUUUUUUUUUUAAAACCGUUUAACCACAUAAUGGUUAACACAUAUGGAAGCUCAACAGAAACCUUUCUCAUGUCCUCUUGUCACACCUUUCAGCACCUGAAUCAGCUUGAGAACUGCUGUGGCCUGCGGGAGAGAGCUAUCCUUAUCUUGCUGUCAGACAUUGGUAAGUGACCAGAGGUGGCCCUGUGGGGAGGUAAGGAGCCUCAGAUGGUAGGUUUUGAGUGGAAUUAAGGAGGUGGGUGGCGCUGUGGGCUAAACCACAGAGCCUAGGACUUGACGAUCAGAAGGUCGGCGGUUCGAAUCCCCGCGACGGGGUGAGCUCCCGUUGCUCGGUCCCUGCUCCUGCCAACCUAGCAAUUCGAAAGCACAUCAAAGUGCAAGUAUAUAAUAGGUACCGCUCCGGCGGGAAGGUAAACGGCAUUUCCGUGCGCUGCUCUGGUUUGCCAGAAACGGCUUAGUCAUGCUGGCCACAUGACCCGGAAGCUGGACCUAAUGGUCAGGGGUCCCUUUACCUUUACCUUAAGGACAGCAUAGUGAGAUGCAAACACCUGUCAGGGAACAAGCGCACUGAAAUGAACAGGUGUGUGCAAGAACUCCUCAUUUCAAUGAGGAUUUUGUGCCCCCUGGGUGGUGUGGCUGCAGAUGCCUAUCAGAUUUUAUGUCUCGGGUACUAUCUCAUCUUUCGAAUAUGUCCUUAUCAAAAAAAAGUAUGUUCUCAUACAUGCAAGGGCUUUUUCUUCUAUCCCUUGGCAAGAGUAGGAGUUAGAAAUCAGGGCAGGGCAAAACAGAUUCUCAGGAGAAAUGUGCUCUAGCAGCUGGUCUGGAUGGCCCCAGCUGUUAGGCUACUGCACCUUGUGCCUGUGUGUUCUUGCUGCUCCACGCGAACUCUGCUGCUCCACUUCUAAUGAUAGACGCUGCACUUCUGGUGCUCUGAGCAGGGCCAGAUUGAGGUUUGAUGAGGCCCUAAGCUACUGGAGGUCAUGGGGCCCUUUAUAUGUCCAGCUGUCCUUUGUCAAAAACAAAUUGUCUGUUUUUUGUGUUGAAUAUAUGCUAUAUGGUAAUUUAUGGACCUAAUAGGUAUCUAAAGCCAUUUGCCACUGUUGCUGUAUGUAAGUUUUAUUUUAUUUGUUUUUUACCUUAUGUUUUGGAAAUGCACAUCCAGGUUUUUUUCCCUUUAAUUUUUUGGGGGCCUCCAAGAGAGUGGGGCCCUAAGCUAUAGCUUGUUUAGCUUAUACGUAAAUCCGGCACUGGCUCUGAGCCUUUACAGUGCUGCUGCUGCUUUUCUGAGCUAACGACAGAAUGCACUAAUUGAUUCAUACGGAUAGAUUUUGGUGAUGACAAUACAUUCCUCUCUCUUUCCCUCUUUCUCCACCCCCUUCCGUCUCAGCCUCUGCUCUCAGAUACCUUCACGAGAACAGGAUCAUCCAUAGAGACCUGAAACCAGAAAACAUUGUCCUUCAACAAGGAAAAGAGAGGGUGGGUGAUGCUCUUCUGUUAAGCUUCCCCACCUGUCACCACUAAGGCAGGGUGCUGGGCAGAGUUGUAUCCCUCCUGCCAAAGGCGCUGUUUGAGAAGACUCAGUGAAUAGGGGUUGGGUGUGCUUCGGCUAAGACACUGAUCUAGCAUAGUUACUUACAGAAGAAAAGACUCAGCUGGCUGGAGGUUUGUAGUGAUGUGAGUUGCUUUCCUGCAGCAUGUUCUGGUGGUCUUGCUCAAAUCACUUUGAAUUUGUUGAUGUGCAGACAUCCCUUUGCAGUGCAGCUGCUCUCUGGUUGGGGCACUCUGGUGUGAAUCAUGGGGUCUGGUAUAUGGUGGGCUGUGGCAGGUUGGUCCUGCUUUUCUGUUUGGGACAGUUGUCGGCUGUAGGGCUUAGUCCCGUUCAGCUCUGAAGGGCUGGCUGUUUUUUGGGAACCCUCUCCAGACUUGAUCACACUACUUAACAAUACUUUCGCAGUCCUCGAUUCUUCCAAGCACAGAGAUAGGAUGAAUGGGAUAUUGUGCUGGGUCCAGAGCUGACCCAACUCUGUGCUUGUGCUAUAUAUUUAUCAGCCAUUUCGGUGUUGUUUUUUUGCCAAAGCUCUCAGGUUCUAGUUCUGUUUACCACAACUGCCCUCUCUGCUUUCUCUCAGCUAAUACACAAGAUCAUUGAUUUGGGGUAUGCCAAAGAGCUGGAUCAAGGCAGCCUUUGCACUUCCUUCGUUGGGACAUUGCAGUAUCUGGUAAGGAUUUGCAAGUGCAAAUAGCGUGCUUGCACCCAGGAGGGCACAAUUAGGCAGGAGGAGUGGAAGCAGCACAUUAAAGGCGGCAACAAAUGGAUGGGAAGCUGAGCUGUUAGGAACCAGGAAGCCAAAGCCAGUAUCCCGAAGAAGCAUUUCAAAUGAGUUGCAAAAAUGUUGCUUUCCUGGGUCCGACCAAGGGUCCAUCUGGACACUUCUAAGUGGGACAAGGGAGGUGAUGGCCUUUCAGUACUGUUUGUCCCCAGGAUCUGAUCCUUGGAGGUAUAUUGCCUCUCUAUACAUGGCAGUUCCGUUUCGCUCUCAUGGCCAGUAGCCAGUGACAGACCUUGAACCGAUAUGAACCCAUUUUUAUACUGUAAACUGCCCUGUGAUCCUUGGAUAAAGGGUGAUAUAUAAAUGUAAUUAAUAAGAAGAAGAAUAGAUUUUUUUGUGUUUUUUACAAAAAAAAUCUGUCCAAGCUAGUAUCUAUCGCCGCAUCUUGUGUUAGUGAAUUCCACAACAGAUUUACAUUGUGUCAUGGAGCCCUUCCUGUCCUUAGUCCUCAACCUGGCCAUUGCUGUUUUAAAAUUUAUUUAAAAUGCUAUUUUAAAUAAAAUCUGUCUUAAGGAAGUAGAGGGGAGGGAUCAUAUCUCAAGUUCUCUCUUGGUUCUAGGGAGCCUUUUUAGGAAGCUGGAGCUUGUGGGGUGUAGGAUUGCAUUCCACCUAGGAGUGAGUCUCAUUGGACUCAAAGGGGUUUGCUUCUGAGUAGACAGGUAAAGGGUUGCACUGCUAGCCUUUUCCUGGUUCUCAAUGUUUCAGGCCCCGGAACUUCUGGAGCAGCAGAAAUACACAGUGACUGUGGAUUACUGGAGCUUUGGCACAUUGGCCUUUGAGUGUAUCACAGGCUUCCGACCUUUUCUGCCCUCCUGGCAGCCAGUGCAAUGGUGAGUAACUCUGGCUCCAUUGUGAGGUUCUUAGGAAAUGUCCUUUUCACUUGAAAACUGAGAAUACAACGGUUAGUAUUUUUCUUGGCAGGGAGGUGAGAGGAGGAGUUAAUGCUGAUCAGGAUGAGCUGUAAGAAAUAACUUAAUAAUUUCUAUGUUGUUGUUGUUUAGUCGUUUAGUCAUGUCCGACUCUUCGUGACUCCCUGGACCAGAGCACGCCAGGCACUCCUGUCUUCCACUGCCUCCCGCAGUUUGGUCAGACUCAUGUUUGUAGUUUCGUGAACAGUGUCCAAUCAUCUCAUCCUCUGUCGUCCCCUUCUCCUUGUGCCCUCCAUCUUUCCCAACAUCAGGGACUUUUCCAGGGAGUCUUCUCUUCUCAUGAGGUGGCCAAAGUAUUGGAGCCUCAGCUUCAGGAUCUGUCCUUCCAGUGAGCACUCAGGGCUGAUUUCCUUAAGAAUGGAUACGUUUAAUGUUCUUGCAGUCCAUGGGACUCUCAAGAGUCUCCUCCAGCACCAUAAUUCAAAAGCAUCAAUUCUUCGGCGAUCAGCCUUCUUUAUGGUCCAGCUCUCACUUCCAUACAUUACUACUGGGAAAACCAUGGCUUUUACUAUACGGACCUUUGUUGGCAAGGUGAUGUCUCUGCUUUUUAAGAUGUUGUCUAGGUUUGCCAUCGCCUUUCUCCCAAGGAGCAGGCGUCUUUUAAUUUCGUGACUGCUGUCACCAUCUGCAGUGAUCAUGGAGCCCAAGAAAGUAAAAUCUCACACUGCCUCCAUUUCUUCCCCUUCUAUUUGCCAGGAGGUGAUGGGACCAGUGGCCAUGAUCUUCGUUUUUGAUGUUGAGCUUCAGACCAUAUUUUGCGCUCUCCUCUUUCACCCUCAUUAAAAGGUUCUUUAAUUCCUCCUCACUUUCUGCCAUCAAGGUUGUGUCAUCUGCAUAUCUGAGGUUGUUGAUAUUUCUUCCAGCGAUCUUAAUUCCGGCUUGGGAUUCAUCCAGCCCAGCCUUUCUCAUGAUGAAUUCUGCAUAUAAGUUAAACAAGCAGGGAGACAAUAUACAGUCUUGUUGUACUCCUUUCCCAAUUUUGAACCAAUCAGUUGUUCCAUAUCCAGUUCUAACUGUAGCUGCUUGUCCCACAUAGAGAUUUCUCAGGAGACAGAUCAGGUGAUCAGGCACUCCCAUUUCUUUAAGAACUUGCCAUAGUUUGCUGUGGUCGACACAGUCAAAGGCUUUUGCAUAGUCAAUGAAGCAGAAGUAGAUGUCUUUCUGGAACUCUCUAGCUUUCUCCAUAAUCCAGCGCAUGUUUGCAAUUUGGUCUCUGGUUCCUCUGCCCCUUCGAAAUCCAGCUUGCACUUCUGGGAGUUCUCGGUCCACAUACUGCUUGAGCCUUCCUUGUAGAAUUUUAAGCAUAACCUUGCUAGCAUGUGAAAUGAGUGCAAUUGUGCGGUAGUUUGAGCAUUCUUUGGCACUGCCCUUCUUUGGGAUUGGGAUGUAGACUGAUCUUCUCCAAUCCUCUGGCCACUGCUGAGUUUUCCAAAUUUGCUGGCGUAUUGAGUGUAGCACCUUAACAGCAUCAUCUUUUAAAAUUUUAAAUAGUUCAGCUGGAAUAUCAUCACUUCCACUGGCCUUGUUAUUAGCAGUGCUUUCUAAGGCCCAUUUGACUUCACUCUCCAGGAUGUCUGGCUCAAGGUCAGCAACCACACUACCUGGGGGAUACGAGACAUCCAUUUCUUUCUGGUAUAGUUCCUCUGUGUAUUCUUGUCACCUCUUCUUGAUGUCUUCUGCUUCUGUUAGGUCCUUUCCACUUUUGUCUUUUUUUAUGGCAAUCUUUGUAUGAAAUGUUCCUUUCAUAUCUCCAAUUUUCUUGACCAGAUCUCUGGUUUUUCCCAUUCUAUUGUUUUCCUCUAUUUCUUUGCAUUGCUCGUUUAAGAAAGCCUUCUUGUCUCUCCUUGCUAUUUUUUGGAAAUCUGCAUUCAAUUUCCUGUAUCUUUCACUAUCUCCCUUGCAUUUUGCUUGCCUUCUCUCCCCCGCUAUUUGUAAGGCCUCGUUGGACAGCCACUUUGCUUUCUUGCAUUUCCUUUUAAUUGGGAUGGUUUUAGUUGCUGCCUCCUGUAUAAUGUUAUGAGCCUCCAUCCAUAGUUCUUCAGGCACUCUGUCCACCAAAUCUAAAUCCUUAAACCUGUUCCUCACUUCCACUGCGUAUUCAUAAGGGAUUUGAUUUAGAUUGUAUCUUACCGGCCCAGUGGUUUUUCCUACUUUCUUCAGUUUAAGCUUGAAUUUUGCAAUAAGAAGCUGAUCAUCUGAGCCACAGUCAGCUCCAGGUCUUGUUUUUGCUGACUGUAUAGAGCUUCUCCAUCUUUGGCUGCAGAGAAUAUAGUCAAUCUGAUUUCGAUGCUGCCCAUCUGGUGAUGUCCAUGUGUAGGGUCGUUUCUUGUGUUGUUGGAAAAGAGUGUUUGUGAUGACCAGCUUGUUCUCUUGGCAGAACUCUAUUAGCCUUUGCCCUGCUUCGUUUUGAACUCCAAAGCCAAACUUGCCAGUUGUUCCUUUUAUCUCUUGACUCCCUGCUUUAGCAUUCCAAUCCCCUAUAAUGAGAAGAACAUCCUUCUUUGGUGUCAUUUCUAGAAGGUGUUGUAAGUCUUCAUAGAAUUGGUCAAUUUCAGUUUCUUCAGCACCAGUAGUUGGUGCAUAAACUUGGAUUACUGUGAUGUUAAAAGGUCUGCCUUGGAUUCGUAUCGAGAUCAUUCUAUCAUUUUUGAGAUUGCAUCCCAGUACAGCUUUUGCCAUUCUUUUGUUGACUAUGAGGGCCACUCCAUUUCUUUUAUGGGAUUCUUGCCCACAGUAGUAGCUAUGAUGGUCAUCCGAACUGAAUUCACCCAUUCCCGUCCAUUUUAGUUCACUGAUGCCCAGGAUGUCAAUAUUUAUUCUUGCCAUCUCAUUUUUGACCACAUCCAACUUACCCAGGUUCAUGGUUCUUACAUUCCAGGUUCCUAUGCAGUAUUUUUCUUUACAGCAUUGGACUUUCCUUUCGCUUCCAGGCAUAUCCGUAACUGAGCGUCCUUUCGGCUUUGGCCCAGCCGCUUCAUCAGCUCUGAAUCUACUUGUACUUGUCCUCCGCUCUUCCUCAGUAGCAUGUUGGACGCCUUCCGACCUGAGGGGCUCAUCUUCCAGCGUCAUAUCUUUUAUAUGCCUGUUGUCUUUGUCCAUGGAGUUUUCUUGGCAGGGAUACUGGAUUGGCUUGCCGGUUCCUGCUCCAGGUGGAUCACGUUUGGUCAAAACUCUCCACUAUGACCUGUCCAUCUUGGGUGGCCCUGCACGGCAUAGCUCAUAGCUUCUCUGAGUUAUUCAAGCCCCUUCGCCACGGCAAGGCAGUGAUCCAUGAAGGGGAAUAAUUUCUAUAGCUGUGUAUAAAAAGAGGCACGUUUUGCAUCUGAGAGGUGAGCCUGGCUCCAGCUUCAAAUAACAUGUCUUGGCAGCAACCAAGAUUUCCUCACCUGUCUCUGGUGGAUGUCUUCUUUCUUCUUGCCAUACUGGUUUUAUUCACUAUUACAUUUGCGACUUCUGAUUUAAACUGUGGCCCUCCAGGUGCCAUUGGAGGCAGGAGCUGGUGGGAGUUAUAGUUCAACAGCACCUGGAGGACCACGGGUUCCCCAUCCAUGGUUUAAAUGUAUAAUUGUACAAUCAUAUGGUGUCUGAUUAAAAACAAAACAAAAUCCGAACAGUCUUAGUUUUUUAAGCUGAAAAUCUACUCCAGAGGCUGGAGAGAAGGGUGCUCAUUAUGUCGCAGGUGGCAAGCCAGGUGGUCUUCUUCACAGCACCAUCGGCUUCAGACGGAGAGAACCUUUCCUCCAGUUCUUAGACACAGUCCUCAGAGACAAUUCUCUGUGUGGUAAUGAGUGUGAUUAGAUGUAUUUAUUUCAUUAACGCACCGACUGUUUGAUUGUAACAAAACCUCGAAGUGGUUUCCAAAAAUAAAACAUCGCAAUUGUCAAUAAAAGACCGCUGAAAAUAGAUAUUUAGAAAACAUUCAGAACUACUGAAAAUCAACAGUAAGCUAAAAACAGAUUAAAACGCAUGUAGCUUUUACGUGUCUGGGUGGCUUGAUGAAAAAAAUGUUUGAAGCAGGUGCUGGAAGAAGUGCAGUGAAGACACCUGCCUGGUGCCAGGAGGCAGGGAGCGGCAGACUCUCAAGUGCUGCCACACAAAAAUGCGGAAUGGAUAUUAUUUGGUAGCUGCAGCAGUGCUAGUUCUGCAGAUCAGAGCAGUCAAGUGGGCACAUGAAGGGUCAGGCGAUCCCACGAGUAAACGGGUGCCGAGCUGUUAAGGGCUUUAUAUUCUAAGAGUGACACAUUGAACUUGGCCCAGUAGCAAAUGGGCACUGAGCAGAGCUGUACUAUUUUGACAAGGCCUCGUUCCUGUCAACAAUUGUGCCUCAGCAUUCUGAAAUAAUUGCAGCUUCCUCAUCACCACAUAGAGUGCCCUGUAGUGAUCCAAUCUGGAAGACACCACUGCUUGGACUUCUGGGGUCAAGGUAUGGCUUAGCGUGACCAGAAAGGGCUUGGGGAGCUCUGGGCUCUUCCUCUGGAGUGGCCACAAGGGGCAGUCUGAAAGCUUCUGCUUCCAUUUUAGCUUCACCACAGCUUGCCUUUUCUUCCAGGCAAAUUGGUUAAUGUUUUGUAUGGCUGGUUGAGGUAAGCCAUCCUCAUAAACUCUGGUUUGAUGUUGGCAUGUUUCAGUUAACCAGUUUGUGUGGGUUUGGAUGACACUGCAAGCUGUGAUUAAUUUAAAAUGGAAUCAAAAGCUCCUAAAUUCUUCCUCUGCUGUAGCAAAAGGCCUUGGUGCAGUUGUAAGGGUAAGCUAAAGUCUGAACCAGCCCAAUGUGUGCUUCUUCUUAGGCAUGCAAAAGUCCGGCAGAAAAGUGAGCUGGAUAUUGUUGUCUAUGAAGACUUGUCGGGAGAAGUGAAAUUUUCUAGCAAGCUGCCACACCCCAACAAUCUGAACUGGUAAGGAACGACUGACACCUCAAGGAAAACUCGGUUGCCCAUUUUGCAGGCUGGCUGGGACUUUCCUUGUUUCUGGUUCUGCAACUCUCAAAUCACAGUUAUGAACUGACAGCAAUUUAUGCAAAUGAGUUGUUGUUAAGAAACUUCCACUGCUUAUUUUAUGACUGGUCAACCAGGACUUGAGGAAUGUAUUUAGAGUCAAAAAAGGCGAAUGCUAUUCUAUACAGAAGUAUGGUGUCCAGAUCAAGGGAAGUAAUAGUCCCACUUGUCCACACCUGGAAUACUGUGUCCAAUUCUGGGCACCACAAUUUAAGAAGGAUGUUGACAAGCUGGAACAUGUGCAGAGGAAGGUGACCAAGAUGAUCCAGGGUCUGGAAACCAAGCCUUAUGAAGAACGGUUGAAGGAGCUGGGUAUGUUCAGCCUGAAAAAGAGGAGACUGAGAGGAGAUAUGAUAGGAAGAAGAGUUGGCUUAUUUAUUGUCGUUCAGUCUUGCCCUCCCUCUAAGAGGCUCAGAGUGAGGUUCUGUUCCCUGUGGGGCAAGUUAGGUGAGUGAAUGUUUUGUCCAAGGCCAUCCAUUGAGUCUUGUAGCUAAGCAGAGGUUUUAACUUGGGUUUUCCUUGCUCCGAACCCCACAUCUACCAUAUUUUUCGCCCUAUAGGACUCACUGGCCCAUAGGACGCACUUAUUUUUUUUUGGCGGGGGGGGAAAUAAAGGGGGGGGGAAAUUAUUCCCCCCCCCAGCCCCAAAGAGCAAAGAAGCCAUGACAGCGAGCGGGAUGGAUCCCGCUCGCUUUCCUGGCUUCAUUCCCCCGACCCCAGCCCCCAAAACGGGUCCAAGAGCGAUGGCGAAGCUGCACGCAGCUUCGCCAUCGCUCCCGGAGCUUGCCGGGUUGGGGGGAUAGCUUCCUGAAGCCUGGAGAGUGAGAGGGGUCAGUGCGCACUGACCCCUCUCGCUCUCCAGGCUUCAGCAAAAGCCUGCAUUCGCCCCAUAGGAUGCACACACAUUUCCCCUUCAUUUUUGGAGGGGAAAAAGUGCGUCCUAUAGGGCGAAAAAUACGGUAGCAAUUUAUGCAGCAACCAACAACAAUUAUAAUUAAAACAUACCACCAUCAAUGCAUACUUUCAUUUUUUGAAUAACAUUUGUAGGGGGAAAGGAUCCCUGCCCCAAAAAGCUUACUAGUUAAUUUGAGGGAAUUGGGGAGGCGGGAGUCACAUGGGAUCCAUCCUGUUGUUAAGGGUCCCAUGAAUGGAAGCCCUGGAGAGAGAAUAGCAAGUCUGCAGAAUAUGUUAUGUCUCUUAAACAUAACUUUUAGGACUCUUCUCUGCAGAAAAGAUGUUUGACUCAUCCCCCUGCAGCCCACCUCAGCAUUUUCUUCAUUCCAGUGCUUUCUUUUUCCUGCUUUCCUUCAGUGUUUUGGCUGAGCGGCUGGAGAAAUGGCUGCAGCUGAUGCUCCAAUGGCAUGCGCGGCAGAGAGGCACUGACCCCACAUAUGGCCCCAAUGGUUGUUUCAAGGCUUUGGAUGAUAUAUUGAAUUUAAAAGUAAGUGUUAUUAAUGGGGGGGUGCCUGUAGAUUUCGCUUUAUUUCCUUUAGAUGUGACAUUGCAGAAAAUAGGGAAUAAUCUAAAGUGGUUUAUUGGAGCAGUUGUGGUACAGAAACUUCUCUUGCUGCAAAAUGGGCACCAGGAGUUCUGGACACAUGGCACCACUUUCGUGCCAGUUGCAGUGGCUGUUGCUGCACUCCCAAUUUGAAGAGCUGAUGUUAACAUUUAAGGCCAUAAAUGGUUUGGAGCUGAAUUACUGAAAGAAUUUCCACUCCUAUAAAACCCCAUAAUCAAAGUCUAUGCUUGAGGUCCUUCUUGUGUGUCUGCUGGUGAAAUCGAUUUGGCUGGUUGGUGAGCACCCAAGACAAGGUCAUGGCCUUGCAGAAUUUAUUCCACUUAAUAUUCAUUUUGCUCCUUCAGUGUUGGCAUUCAGGGAGGCCCUAAAAGCUUUUCGUUUUACUCUUGCCUUUCCUUCACAAAAUUUUGGUGAUUCAGUUUCCCUCAUGCCUUAUUUUUGUCUGUAUCCAUUCAGUGUUUCAAAUUCCGCCUGAAGCUCUAUUAUUAUCUACGUCACUUGGUGUGAGCUUGAUACAGUAUAUAGCGUACUAUAUAAUUGCUCAAAUAAAUUAUAUGUGUACGCAUUUUCUGUUUUUCUGAAAGGUAAUGAUAUUUUUAUUUACUCAGUGCCACCAAUUAGCUAAACUGACAAGUUUUUAUUAACUUUUAAAAAUUUAUUUGUUGAGAGAGUUGCAUUACUGUAUUCAGUAUAUUAUAUUACAGAGUAAUGUAUCAAAUAUUAGGUUUGUUUUUGUUUUUACUGUGCAAUACGUUUAUCAGAGAUUUUCUUUGGAAAGAGGCAUGACAAAUAUUUAAAUAUAGAUAAGUAUGAAAACAUUUUAGUGGCAGUUUCACAGCUUUGCUGAAGUAGGUUUGAAAUUUCCCUAUAAGCCACUUAGUGUCCAAAGAUACAUUUAGUUUUCUGGCUGAUGCAGAGAAAGGGAGAGAAACUAGUCAUGUAGAUUACUAUAUGGUGCUGUGCUCCAUCUGGCUGCACCGCCUCAGAAUGCAGGUGGGAAAUGGCUUGUUUGGGCCAAAAAAAUUCCCUAUGCAUGGAGUCCCAGAAUCUGAAUUGCUUUGAAGCAGAAUUUACCCCUGCCGAUUAUCCUUUCUUUUACUCUGGCAGAGAGGGUGGUUUUGCUCUUGGUGGCCUUUAUUUCUGGACAAAUUCUCAAACUGGAGCAAGUUGGGAUGUGUCCUGUACUGGUUCCAGAUUCUCUCUGUUUUGGGGGUUUUUUUCUUUUGCAGCUGGUGCAGAUCCUAGACAUGGUAACGGGUACUGUGCACGUGUAUCCUCUGGCAGAGGACGAGACCUUGCAGAGUGUGAAAGCCAAGAUCCAGGCAGAUACUGGCAUCCCAGAGCAGGAGCAGGAGCUCCUUCAGGAAGGAGGGUUGGCAUUAUUUUCUGAGAAACCAGCCACUCAGUAUCUGGCUGACAUCAAGGUGUGUCCAAUAACAUUUUCACCCAUGGGUACCAAAUUAGCUCCUGUUGCUUUUGGAAUACUCCCAGCUAGUGAAAUUUCAAUUUUGUCCUUUACCUUAACUACAAAGCCUUGGAAGGAAUUGCCAUUGUUUUAAAGGGAUGGGGAGUGCAGAAGCAGGGAAAUGGAGUCCCCUUUUUGUGGGAGAUGGUUUGGUUAAAAGUAAAUUUGUGAGCAAAGGGAACCACUCAAGGAAAGAUAACAAGGGAAACCGAAGAGGCUUGAGGGAUGAGGAACAGGACUUGUGUAGCAAUGAAUGAGGUACUAAUUUUCUCAUUGUAUUAAAAACACUGCAUCUUUUCCCUACAUAAUGUUAUUUCUUUCAGAUAGAACACUUGGGAGAAUGACUUUGAGUGACUCCUUUGGAGAACUAGCUAUUAAUAUCCUAUUUCUGUUGGCCGUUCUUAGUCCUUUGGAUAGGGCAUGAUUGUAGGUGUUUCCAAGUAAUAGGCCCCACAAUAAGGGAUUCGUGCUUCUUUUCCUUGCAGCUAAAUGAUGCCACAGUUGCUGACACAGGCCUCUUCUUCCUGUUCGACAACCGAAAAGUUACAUACAGGCCUCAGAUCUCUCCCCGACCUCAUCCAGAAAGCAUUAACAGUAUUCGUAAGAACCUUUUCUGUGUUUUGGUGCUACUUGGGGGGGGGGGGGACAAUUAAUUGUUUUCAGGUGAAUAUAUAGUGAGGAAUACUUGCUGCCUUUGUGACUGAUUGGAAAUAUAUGUGUGCUCUGUGCUUACAAAAAUAAUAAUCCAAAUUCUGCUUCAAGAAACAUGUAACAUGUACAAAUUAAGCACCUUGUUUUAUUUGCUAUAUUUAUAAAAAGCUGCCCAAUAUAUCAUUCUCUAUUCUGGUUACAACAUAAAAUGAUAAAAUACAGUUGAAAAUGAAGUAUCAUAAAAUAACCAUUUAUGGCAUAAAAACUUCCAGCAUAUAGUUUUAUAUUUCCUUACCUGGCAUGACUGAGGAGGGGCAGUGAGCACUCCUCCAGCCACUAGAAGUCCUCAUACAGCUGAGGUCUUCUCUGGCUGGUGAGAUUCUUCCUGGUUUUGCCUACACACUUUCAAGCUUAUCUCUGCAACCGUAUGGGCUAGGAACAUACUUAAUUUUUUUUUUUUUAAGAACUCAGGACACCAUACUAUGACAAUUCAGGUUUCUGUACAUACAUGAAUUUCAGAAUACAUACCACACUGAACACAAGGUGACACGGUGGCAGCCUCUAGAUGUGUCAUUCCACAAUUUCUGUAUUACACGCUUUUCAUCAUAGGAAAUAUAUUUUUAUAUAUUUUCUUGGCUACCUGGUGAGUUAGUUUAGCCUAAGGAGGAUUGGCUUGCCCAAAGCCACCAAUGAUCUUCCUGGCUAAGGGGGAAUUUGAAGCUGAGUCUUUCACUCCCCAAGCCAAGGAGUGAUUUUUUCUAAAGUGCACAGACCCAUGACGGAUGUGAGCCCCAAGCUCAGCUUGGUUUUUUGAAACAUCGUUUAUAUUGAUCAGUAAGACUGAGAUAACAAAUUAAUUCAGCCCCUGAUGUUUUUACUGCAGAAGUUGGAAUGAACUGAAAGAGUCAGGAAAUGCUGGCAAGAUAAGGAGCUUUUGGAAUUCCUUGCCUGUGUAGACAAAGUUAGUUACCAUAUCUCAAAACCUAAUGGACACUUGUAAGUUGUGUGAUGACAGGCAGGUGGACUGUGUAACACACAGACUACGGAUGGUCUCUCAUUCAUUGGUUGUGUCUGCAUCUCCUGGGAGAUGAGCCAACAGGUGGGUAUUUUUGCCACUGAUGUCUGUGGCAGCGGUAGAACCCACGCCUAUGAUUGACUAGAUUAAUUAUUCGGUUCACCAUGCAGGCAGGGGCUGAAAGAGACAAGUCAGGGAGUAGUUUUGGCUUACUGGUUGCAGAACUGAGGAUUUGACUUGACUCCUGAGAGAGUUUUUUGUAGCAUCCAGCUAAUUAAGAGACCAGUCUAGUCCUGGGAUAGCCUGAAAAAGUCCAGACAUAUUCUAAUUUUGUAGAAACCAGCACUUGGCAUGUAAAGCAUACAAAAUCCUAAUUGUGGGUUUGGGUUUCCCCACUUGUGUCCCUCUUCCCUGUCCAUCCUUCUCUUCUUUCUUCUGCAGUUCAGGAUCCAAAGAAGAACCUCUCCUUCCUCCAACUGCGCAAAGUGUGGGGGCAGGUCUGGCAUACCAUCCGAAGACUGAAUGAGGACUUCCACCAGCUCCAGCACGGGCAGCGGGCAGCCAUGUGCGUGAUGGGAUCCUGCUACCUUUGGGGCUGCCAGUUCUGUCCACUGGGCUCAGACCUCGCUGGCCUGUUCUAUGAGCAGCCUAAGUGAAGUCUGCACCACAAAGGAAAUGUUCCCUGUUCUUUGCCCAGAGACGCUUCAGUUCCAAAGCCUUAAACAUUUUUGCAAGUUUGCAUUAUAUUUAUUUGGCCAAUUGAUUUUUCUUAUGCUAGCCCAGGGUGAGAGGGUGCAGAGAGUCUGGGGCUAUGGCUGGAAGGCCUGCCUUCUGAAACCUCAAGAGGGCUCCCAGGUGUUGUUCUGCUUAUGCUUGUAGUUCUUGGGGCUGGAAGCCUUGCUUUAAAAAGGAAAGGAGAAACACGGAAAUUACCAAGGGGCUAAUUUUUUGCCCUCAGUAACCACAUUUGUGUACCCCAGCUGUGUGGAUUGCAUGCCACUCUAAAUACAGGUUAUAUGAAAUAGGCUCCUGCUUGGCUCCUCUUUGGCUUUUUCUGUGCCAAGGUUUUAUUGACCAAGGCUUUUUGCAUUUUUAGUUUAAUCCGGACUGUAGAUGUUUGAUGCUGUCUCUAUUGUUGUUUUUUUCUUGGCUGGUUUUUUAUUGCUUUUUGUUGGUUUAUAUUAUUAUACGCUGCAGUGUUAGCAAGCCACCCCAGGAAUAUUUAUAGACAGACAGUCAUAUAAAUUUACAAUACUGUCUUUGAGACUGAGACAGAACUACUGGUUAAAAGGUGCGCCAUGUCAUUGUGCUGACGCUGGGUGGGGAUGAUGGCUGUGGAGCAGACAAGGUCUGGUCAGCUGGGCCUCCAAGGGGGCAACUCUUUCUCUCUCUUUCUGCCUGCUUUGUAGGAGGAACCUUCUGCGCCACAACAGCACCCUUUCCAAGAUGAAGAACACAAUGGCCUCCCUAUCGCAGCAGCUGAAGGCAAAGCUGGACUUCUUCAAAGCCAGUAUCCAGAUUGACUUGGAGAAGUACAAUGAGCAAACUGAAUUUGGAAUCAGUGAGUUUGGCUGUUUUUAAUGAUAGGAAAGCAGUUGCUAGGACAGAUCUCUUCCCUGGGUUUUGUUUGCCUUGAUGCCAGGUCAUGCUCCCUACAGUAUCACAUUUUGCGCUUCUUCCUCGACUGGACCAUCAGAGACUGCUAAGAAAUGAUAGCAAGUCUGAAUCCUUCCCCAGGCCAGAAAGCAUGGGCUGGGUGACAGCAGGUUAGGCUAAACUUCUCCUUCUUCAUCUGCCAGGAUAUUUUUGUGCAGGAGGGAGAGAGAAUUUAAACAACAGAAUUUUAAUAGUGCUUAUUUGCUUUAUAUGCUUAAGAAAUUAUGUUUAUCUUCUUGUCUGUAUUAUUGCAUAGCUUGGCGUUGGUUGAGGAAAGCGGUUCCUGGCCUGCUCUCCACCCCCCACCCCCGCAUUCCCUGCAGUGACAGGAGUUGUGCCCCAUGUGCUCCCACCCCAUUUUCAAUGUCUGAUGAGAAUCUGAAUACUCCUGGGCAGCUCCCUGCUUUCACAAGCUUUUCUUUUGUCUGUGGUGCCUCAAAGGCUUCCUGCUGACUUCUAGGACGGCCUUUGAUCUUGGACUUCCCACCUUUAUUAUAUUGCAUGUCAGAGCUCUCUAAUCACCUCCUCCUCAGUGUGAACAGCAACAGACCCCUUCAGUCCUAGCUCAGUUUAGAAAAGGGUUCCUGUAAAAAUGAGUUGUUCUGCAAUGUAGUGCCUCUUUUCAGUAAACCAUGUCUUGCAUCAGCCCUGCCCUAAAUUCCCAUAUUCCCCCAUCAGACUUGGUUUUCACCAGCCACAGCAUCUAAUGUUUAUGGUGACUCCUUGAGAAGGCUCAAAGGGAUACUUUUGCUGAUCUAGGAAGGGUCUCUUGAAAACCAGAGCUCUUUUCUUUUUACAGCUUCUGAGAAACUGCUGCUUGCAUGGAAGGAAAUGGAGCAGACUGUGGAGCUCUGUGGGCGGGUAGGCUUGGACUUUUUUAUCUUUUGUUUUGCUUGGAUGAGUGUUUUGCCUUGCUCUCUUACAGGAUGCUUAGAGUUACCAGGCCAUAACCUGUAAGGUGGCUGGGAUCAAUUUCUUGACAAUCCUGUCUUAAUUGUUGGACUUUGGGAAGCGUUAAUGGACGAGGAAUAAACCCAAGAUGUUCCUUGUUUCUUUCAGAGCUUGUGGGCAAGUGGUAGAAAAUUAGCUGGAGAUUAACAGAGUUGUGUGGUCACAGGAGGAGAAAGGAUAAGAGGACCCAGUAACAAUAAACAAUAACAAGUACUUGAGAGCAGAGGUGGGCAGAGGCUAGAUCUCUAUGAGUGAUUUGCAGUAAACCAGAACGCAUUUCCGACUCUCAGUUGCUUAACCAUGGCAGCAGCAAAAUGACUCUCCCCUACCUGUCCUAAAUUAUACUGCUGAAAUGAAAAUCUUUUGAGGCAAGCAGCUUUGAUAUGAAAAUAGCUUGGGGAGGGGCUGGAGCUCAAUGGUAGAGGAUCUCUUUUGUAUGCCAAAGGUUCAGAUUCAAUCUCGAAUAGCAUCUCUGGCUAGGGCUGGCAGAGAACCCUGUCACAAACCCUCAAGAGUCACUGCCAUCCACAGUGUAGAUAGCAGGCAGUAUAGACUGUGAGCUCCAUCCUGUUCUGGAACAUACAGUAAAUUCCUGAGCUCAGAAUUCUCUUCAUUGUGCAUCUUUUGCAUCAGGUUCUGGUUGGUGGAUCUUGAUGUUCUAGUAACAAGCAAAGUGGAUCCCCAAGCCUGAUGUCUCCCCACCCCUGCUUUAAAGUGUUCCAAGUAUCUUUAAAAAACCUUGUCUUGGUGAUCCUUGUACCAGCCCUGUAAGACCUGGUAUUGCAUAUGGUAUUGCACCCAUAUGUUUGAUGGAGAGCUGAAGCUGAGAGUGAGGGCUUACCAAAGGCCACUGACGAGGACUGUGUUACAAGUGACUUAACAGGGAAAGCAAUGAAUAAACUGUGAUAACUAUCUGUUAAAAAAUGAGCAAUAUAAAAAUGUAACUCUUUCAGCCAAACCACUUAAAAUAAUCAUUAGAACUAGUUCAGUCACAUCCCCCAAGCUGCUGAAGUUUGGCUAGGUCUUUUUAUGGGCCAUUGUGAUGGUUGUGAUAUGUUCUUUUUGGCUCUUUUUUGGUAAGGUAUUUAGAGAGACUUUUGAAACAAACAGCUAAGUCCAAAUAAUAAUCACAAUCACAAUCACAAUCACAAUUAAAACUGAUCUGGCGAAAAAGAUACCCAACAGCAAUAAGACAAACAACAUUCCGGAUCAUGAGCCUGGCAUCUUAAAGAUGUUAAUGUGGAGGCCAGAUGAGCCUCUUUGCAGAGGGCAAGCCAUAAGAGGAAGGCCAGAAUGCAAAUUUCCUUCUUGUCAGCACCUGCUGUGCUUUUGCAAGAGGAGCACACAGGUGAGAAGUGCUAGGUUUAGGUACUAGAAUUAUGCCAACACCAUUGUCUGUCUUGCUGGCUUCAGAGGUAGAACUUCAAGUAUUGUCAAAAGGCUCUGAAAAUUAUACCUUCCAGUGUGUUGGCCAAAAGCUAACAGUGUGGCAACAAAACAUCUGUAUAUUUGUUUGUUUCACUUGGUUGGUUGGCUUUGAAAUUUGUUUCCCCUGGAUGGAUCUUAGGCAGCCUUCACUAACCUGGCACCCUCCAGAUGUUUUGGACUACAAUUCCCAUCAACCCCCAAUAGCAUGGCUGUCGUGGAGGGUGCCAGAUCAGUGAAGGCUGCUCUUGAGGAGUCAGCAGGUGGGCUCAAUACUGCAAGCCCCUCACAACACCAGCUCUGGCUGUGAAUUUUGAGUCAAUGGCAGAAGGCAGAGCGCAGGUGCCUGGUAUUAAAGGGGCAUUUCCUCCAGCCUCCUUGGGCAUGAUACCACUGGCUCAUUGCUAGCCUGGGAUUGUUUAAGACUGGCUGGAAAGAAUUGGGUUACCUGCAGCCUAAGCUACUGGAAAUAAUGUCUUGCAACAUGACCAAACCAUUCCUGGUUUGCUGUCCUUUCCUUGUCCCCUCCUCUGCCUCCCAAGGAGGAGGAAGUUGAGCAGCUGGUGAAGAAGACGAUGGCCCUACAGACAGACAUUGUGGACCUGCAGAGAAUCCCACAGGGCCCGAAACAAGGGAGCUCUCUGGAUGCCCUGUAAGUAGUUGCUUGUAGUGCCUUUGGUUGUUUUAGCCCUUUCCUAAAUACCAUUUUCUCCAGUAUCCAUCAUCCUGGGGCAGCAUAAAAUCACCUCCUUCGUUUGAUAGACAUGUACCCUGGGAAGAGGUCAGAUACGCAUGUGUAACACGUCAAACAUGAUAGCUUUUAUUUGGGUUUCCCUAUAUUUAAAGAACAGCAUAGGAAACUUAGAAAGUUUGGCACACCUAAGUCACGGAAUCCAGUGGCACAGCACUUACAUAUACCUAUUUAAAAAAAUGAUUUUUAGUUUUUUUGGUGCUUACCUUUCUCUAGGUUGCACUUAUAGCCAACCCGGCCAGAUCUGAUCCAGCCCCACAAUCAAAUGUUUAUGCCCCCUGCCCAUCAAGACUCCACCAAUUUUGUCGGUGGUGGCAGAAAAGAAAAAAUUAAGGUACACACCAUGCUGGAGUGGGUGGCACGGCUUAAACCUCUCUGCGCUGCCCAGGCCCCAGUAGCCUGAUGACUAUGGGAGGCACAUUGCCCCUUCCACAGCCAUCAGAGCAGCCAUUUGAUGAGCUGGGAGGGGCCAUCACUUUCGCCUCCUCAUCUGAUCCGCAGGGAUCAGCAGAUUUUUUUGGGGGGGGGUUGUGUGCCCUACAAAUGCGGGUGGUGCCCACACCUACUGCUGUCAUGCGGUCCAAAGGAGGUUAUCCACGCCAACAUGCAACAUAGCCAGGUUGAAAAGGCUGGUGCAACUUAUCCAAAUCUGGAAGGCAACAGGCUGGGGGAGGCUAAUCUAAUCUCUCUCCCUCCAUUGUAUACAUUCAGCAGAGUCUCACCUGAACUCUGCCCAUUUCAGGCUGCAGAUAGGUUAAAGCUCCAUGCACCAAAAAACCAGCAACAGCUUAUCAUGAAGAAGACUGGCCAGAACUUUUCUUCUUGCCUAGUCUUUCUAGUUACAUGUGUGCAGGGGGAGCAAUCAAAGAGCAUCCUCCUGGUCACUUGGAGUGGCAAUGUUAAGGGAUAGGUUUUCCACUUUAUUCUAAGAAAUGUAUAGCUGAACCUUGUGCUGGCUAAGGAAAUUUGCAUUUUAGAUUAAGAAUCUUCUGGGUCUUGUUAAUCUUUAGGAUUUAAUCCUUGGGAUUAAAUCUAAACUGGCAAAUGAACAGCAGAUCUGUAUUUACUCCACUGAGAGGCUGCAAGAUCAUAUGGCACAGAAUUUGAGUUGCUCCUUGCUCCCCCCUCCAUCUCCAUACUGAAGAGUGCCAUUGUCAAUAAGAGAGGAGUACUAGAAAAGGGGGCAGGAGAGGCACUGAGGAAAAUCAUGUCAAAAGAAAGGCUGAUGUAGUUAUGUUGUUAGUAUUCUGUUUGUUCUUUUACGUUGUUAUUAAAUGAUGUUUUUAUAGUAAUUUUAUUUUGUAAAUAAUUUAAAUAAGUGGAGCAUUGAACUGUAGCCAAAUGGGAUUUACGGGAGAGAAGGGCAAGCUGUACAGGGGCUUUGCUCGAAGUUACCAUUGCAACUUAAAAGUGCUUUACCAAUUGUAAUGUGUGUAAGUCCCUAGGAUUCUCACUUCUUACAGAAGGGUAACAGGCUAAGAGAGCAAUUUUUGCCCAAAGCCACGCAGAAGGUGUUGAACCAUGCUGAGCACCCAGUUGGUCUGAACAUGGCGUUGGGUGGGGUGGGCUUGCUUCUACACUCACGACCGCUGGAGAAAAUUUGUCUUUCCUGUUUCUUUUAUAGAGAGGGACAAGCAAAGGACUUGUACCAGAGACUGAGAGAAAAGCCAAGAGGUAAAAAAAGCCUUUGUAGCAUAGGAAUCUUGUUGCCGCAUGAUCUGUUCCAAAGGAAACUGACUACAGCUGGGGACAGGAGAGCACUGCUUUCUCAUCUCACCAUUUCCCCAACCUUGUGCUCCUUGACAGUGCUGUGGAGAUGCAUGUUUACAAUCCCCGUUCUUUUAGCAUCAACAUCCCCCACCUGUCUCCUUUGAGACUUCUGUAGUACAAAACACAACACAGAAUAGUGUGUUACUAAUAAUGAGAAGAUUGUUACCCCUUAACAUGCUUUUGCCCCACUUUUUUGUGGACAUGGUGAGGGAUGAAUACUAAAGAGCAGUGACUUGCGUUCUGGCAACCACUUCAAUAGCAUUUGGUAUUCCAUUCACAUUUCACUCUGCUGAACUAGCUGUUACCAGUUGGCUCCAAGUUUUACUGAGCAAUGUUGAAGAAUGCCGCCAAAUAUAGAGCGGUGAUUUUAAUCUGCAUUAGUGGCAGUGAUGGCAAAUCCAGAGAGGGGUAUUAAUUUAUACCGGAAUAGAUCCAAUCUUGCUGAAGCUGUUCAAGGGUUUUAAUUCUUUUGCCUGUUGCCCAACAGUCACAGCAAUGGGGGCUGUUUCCUUUCUUAUGUCUUUGAGGAGCUUUCUCGCCCCUGCCCCCACCCUCUGCCUAACAUGCCACUUGAUUCUGCACACUUUUUGUCUAGACCAAAGGACUAGCGGAGACAGCCAAGAAGUCGUGAGGCUACUUCUGCAAGCAAUCCAGACCUUUGAAAAGAAAGUCGGCCUCCUUUAUGCUCAGCUCAGGUAGGACACCCAAAGACCCACUGUAGUGAGGUUGUCCUGGUUACUGGGAAUAAAGUUGAAGUGGGGGAAUACUGUUUAGUGGAACUCUGCCAUUGUCCCACACCUCUCAGAGUUCUCUGUCUCUCCCCCCCUCCUUGUGCUAGUAGAGCUGAUGACACGUGAUUAGAAGGCUAUCUCUUCUUUACAGUAAAACAGUUGUCUGCAAGCAAAAGGCACUGGAGUUAUUUCCUAAAGUGGAUGAGGUGAUGAGCCUGAUGAAUGAGGAUGAGAAAAUGGUUGUUGAGCUUCAGGAUAAACGGCAGAAAGAGCUGUGGAACCUGUUAAAAAUUGCCUGUGUGAGUAAAGUGGAAGAUAUUUUUCUGGUUAGGAACAUCAGAUUCUUCUCCAUCUGGCGAAGAUCAAGUAGAAUUAACUGUGCCCACGGCUCCCUCCCAACUCUCAAAAUCUUCUGAGAACCCUUUCCCCAUCAUCUUGCCUGCUAAGAAACCAGUGGGCUUCACAAGUUCUGAGGGCUCUAGGCCAGACUUGUUGGGCCUCACGUUAACUGAGUGUAUAACCCUGGAGCAUGCCCCAUCCUUUCCUGUUGCUUCCCCCUGCAUUGUGAACUUUGUAUUACUGAUAUUCUUCAGGGAUCCUGACAGCUGUUUGGAAAUUACUGGCAGCAAUGCCUUUAAAUGAAAAUAGUGUAUUUCUUCAUAUUGCAUGUAGAAAGCUUGAUCUGUGUUCUUCCUCUCCUGCAGAGCAAGGUGCGUGGGCCUGUCAGUGGGAGCCCAGACAGCAUAAGCGCAUCACGCCUUAGUAAUCCUGGUCAACUCUCAUUGCAGGUUCCAGCCCUGCACAGUAAUUUACAGGAUCCUGGGAUUAAAAGGUAAUAUUUAAGGCAAUGGUUUGCUCUCAUAGCUAUUGGUUACCUCUGCACUGGUCUUCAGCAGGUGGUUUGGGACCACUUGUGUGUCACGGCCUGAUCCAGAAUGCGGCAGCUAGACUGGUGACUGGGAGCAGCCACCGAGACCACAUAACACCAGUCUUGAAAGACCUACAUUGGCUCGGAAACAGCAUGUUUCCGAGGACAAUUCAAAGUGUUGGUGCUGACCUUUAAAGCCCUAAACGGCCUCGGCCCUGUAUACCUGAAGGAGUGUCUCCACCCCCAUCGUUCCGCCCAGACACUGAGGUCCAGCGCCGAGGGCCUUCUGGCGGUUCCCUUGCUGCGAGAAGCUAAGCUACAGGGAACCAGGCAGAGGGCCUUCUCAGUGGUGGCUCCCGCCCUGUGGAACGCCCUCCCACCAAAUGUCAAAGAGAAAAACAACUACCAGACUUUUAGAAGACAUCUGAAGGUAGCUCUGUUUAGGGAAGCUUUUAAUGUUUAAUAGACUAUUGUAUUUUAAUAUUCUGUUGGAAGCCGCCCAUAGUGGCUGGGGAAACCCAGCCAGAUGGGCGGGGUAUAAAAAUAAAUUAUUAUUAUUAUUAUUAUUAUCCACAGUGGGUCAUAACAAGGGCAGCAGCCCCAUGCAAAUAUAUGGUAGAAGAGUAAGAAUUGGGUCCCCAACUGCAUGUUUGGAUUAAAAGUGGGUACUGGGUCUGAAAAGAUUGAAGGUACCUGUUCUGCAUUACCCUUUUGUCUGCAGUUAGUUGAACUGGGUAAUACUUUCCCUUGCUGUUUCCCUUGCACACGCAUAGACUAUGUCAUCUUACAAAUGUGUCUAAAGUUCCUGUGUUGCAUUUUUGUAUGUUACAUAUGUGCUGUAACUCGUAGGCAAUACUCGUCACAGGUUACCUUGACACCUUGACACGCAUGACAGAAGAAAGGUGUGUGACUGGUAGCAUGCUUGGUUGGAGCUGGCUGACUUCACAAGGAAAUACUUUACUGGCUUCCGAUAACAUUCUCAAAGACAAACAGAUUCAUUCCUCUGUUCAGCACUGCAGUGUACAUGCUUUUUUUCAAGCAAGGAAUGAAUUAUUUUUAAAACAUGCACUGUAUCACUAGUUACCCUUUUUAUUAUCUGUUCUCAGCCAAAGAGAGCAAACUUUACACUUCCUUUGAAGAACACCCCUUUAGUCACACAGCAAACUGUCAAACUGAGGGCAGUUAAAGCAGUUUGUGAUUCACUUUUUAAAAACAAAACAACAAAAAUAGGUUCCCACUAGCCUAGUGAAGGCAUGAAGCGGCUCUGCAAAUCCUGGCAAAAGUAUGCCGUGAUGAAAAAAUGGACCUCCUUUAUGCCAGUUCCUUUUAUUGUGAUAUUCUUAAAAAUCUUCUCGGAUUUGUUUUAGUGAGGAGUUACUGAUGGAAUCUCGAAGUCUCUGCAAUCAGCUAGAGAAUGUGAUGCACCACACAAUGAAGGAUCAAGAGCACAGCUUUAUGGUAACAUCUUAUGUUUUCUGUUGUAAAGUGACUGGGGCGAGGGGAGCGGAGAGACUGAUGCUUUGCCAGUACAGUCCCUGCAGGUCAGUUUGAAAGUGGGUGGCAUUGCCCCUCUCUCAGACACCUGAUGUUAGAUGGUUGAAAGGUAGGUGGCCUUCCCCAUAUGAUAGCACCAAUAACUUGUUUCUAGCCAGCGAGAAAGCACUCUUAUUUAGACUAGCUUAUAGUCACACAAGAGAGGAUUUAACCUGAGCUGAAAAAUACUUUGGAGGGAAUUGGACAGGAAGCCACAGUUUUUAUGAAUGAGGUGUCUCAAUAAGCACUUGUUUUGUUUUUAGGCUCUGGACUGGAGUUGGUUGAAACUUCAAGAGGAAGAAAGAGGAAAAGGCCUAGAACAAACCCAGAUGUGAAAAGGGCCACUAUUAAAUCGCUUAAAAGCUAACAUUUUAAAAGUUGGUAGCCUGCUAUGAAUGGAGGCUGCUACCCUUGUUGAGAAAUCUAUGCCUAUUGCCCACUGACUGAUUGUAUUCAUUUUUUACUCUUAAUCAUCUGUAUAUAUAAAAUAUACUGUUUGUGAACUAUGUUUGAGUGUAAAUUCUCUCUAGACCUCCCUAAAGCGUAAAUUGCCCCCUCUAGCCAUUUCCCA